Messenger RNA from Myotis davidii, 1211 nucleotides. RefSeq names its product MAGI family member, X-linked (gene MAGIX). Gene Ontology annotation, molecular function: protein binding. The transcript has 5 exons. The record is from RefSeq and is a predicted model, not a curated record. Lineage: Eukaryota; Metazoa; Chordata; Mammalia; Chiroptera; Vespertilionidae. Bases 1 to 975 code for a protein of 324 amino acids.
AUGCGAGAGGGUCCCCGAGUUCCCCAGAUGUCCCACGAGAACACGGUCUCCCCCCUCCCCGUGGCCCGGUACUCCCGACUUCCGCUCCAGAUGCUCUGGCCCCAGAUUGCCCCUCUGCUUAUAACCCCAGGGGCCGCCCCUAAGCCCCCGAAAUUCAUCAAAGACCCAGUGACCCUGGACAUUAGCGAUCUGGAUUCUGCAGACAUAGAGGUCACGGACAGUCGCCUGCCUAAUCCCACUUUCGUGGAACACCGACCCCAGCAUCGUCGGUCAGAGACCUUGGGAACAUCCACUGGGCCACCCCAAGUGACUCAGAUUAAGCCACGUUAUGCUUCAAAGUCGCCCCAGGCCUCUGGUCCGUUCUGUGUGGAGCUGGUUCGCGGUUCUGCAGGCUUUGGCCUCACGCUGAGUGGAGGCCGAGAUGCGGCCAGGGACACUCCCCUGGCAGUGCGGGGGCUGCUGAAGGAUGGGCCAGCACAGCGCUGCGGUCGCUUGAAGGCUGGUGACCUCGUGCUUCAAGUCAACGGAGAGUCAACUCAGGGUCUCACUCACGCCCAGGUCGUGGAGCGGAUUCGCAGUGGUGGCCCCCGGCUGCACCUGGUGCUGAGCAGGCCUCUUGAGACCCACCCCAGCAAGCCUGAGAGGGGGGGAGGACCCCGGAAAGGAGAUGAUCGCAGCCCAGAUCCUGGGGGACCAGAGGCUACGAGGUCUCCUAGCGCCAGCGCUUCCCCACUUGAUCACCCUCAAUCCCGUACAACGCCCAAGACCCGGCCCAGCCUGGAGCCCAGCCCAGAGGGGGCAGGGGACGGCCUUGCGGUUCCUCUGGAGCGCCGCAUGCAGGACCCAGACGACCGAUCCCCCGGUUCCCCGGGACCCUGGCUGGUGCCGAGCGAGGAACGGCUCUCGCGGGCUCUAGGUGUCCCGGCGGCCACGCAGCUGGCCCUGGAGAUGGCAGCUGGAAGGCGGAGGCACUGAGCAUAUCUGACGGCUGCCUGCUCACUUGGUACUGCCCCACCUGGAUCCCGCGGGCUCCGCGCGCUGCGCACUAGCAUCGCCAGCAGAACUGCCACUUGGCCUCGUCCCCCCUCCUGCUGUUCAGUCGACCAGCCCGAGUUCCCCUCGCGGUGUCAGUGGUAUGGCCCUCCCUCACUGCCAGCCUGCGCUUCUUGUUUCGGGCGGGGGAGGUAAUAAAUCGGUCCGCUCUGUCUUGA